Paraphaeosphaeria sporulosa is the source of this 704-nucleotide messenger RNA. RefSeq lists its product as uncharacterized. The transcript is spliced from 2 exons. The coding region runs from base 104 to 625 and encodes 173 amino acids. The record is from RefSeq and is a predicted model, not a curated record. NCBI's taxonomy places the organism in Eukaryota, Fungi, Ascomycota, Dothideomycetes, Pleosporales, Didymosphaeriaceae.
CUCGGGUGUUGGUUACACUGCUGGGGUUCACGACACGAUACGAUAUCCACCAUAUGUUGGCUGCCAUAUUUGGUAGGAAUAUGGGGUGUUCUGGCGUUUAGCUAUGGUUGAGUACAUUUGUGUACUGAAACGUCCUGAGCCGCUGAGCGUCCUACAAAAUUGCAAAGACCACUCAACUUCGCACGCAGAUCAACAGCAUUGCCGGACAAGCCAACAGCACAGGGUGUCUGUGCCGACUUCAGCCCAAGAGAAACCAAUAAGAAUCGCGGGCCGAUCCUUAUGGCCAUAUUCCGUAUCCUGCUUGAAUUAUUGCGAAUCACAUUUCAGAUCGAGACUACAACUUCCAUUUUCAGUGACCAUUACUCAUGUUAAGCUGCCGAAUCUCCGGAAUAGAACUCCUGGAUUCUUGAACUGCGCUACAAGAAUACAGUACAAUGCUCCUUGGACUUGGCGCAUCCCCACAGUCUGCCUAAUGGUUACAGUUGAAGCGGAACAACAACGUAGUCUUCUCCAGCUUCUCGCAAGUGCUGUUUCGCUGAAGAAGACACACGUAGAAAGGGCUGCGAGAGUGUAUGCCCUCGCGUGCACGAACGAGUCGAUUCAAGGCCGAUCGCCGAGUAGUUAGCGAACGAGCAUGGAGCGACAGGAGAGCAGUUGAUUCGGUAGGCUACGAUGCAGAAUUGAACGCUUCCUCCCUGCGCUCC